This is a messenger RNA of Rhodamnia argentea, 913 nucleotides long. RefSeq names its product uclacyanin 1-like. Gene Ontology annotation, molecular function: electron transfer activity. Gene Ontology annotation, cellular component: plasma membrane. The transcript has 2 exons. NCBI's taxonomy places the organism in Eukaryota, Viridiplantae, Streptophyta, Magnoliopsida, Myrtales, Myrtaceae. The record is from RefSeq and is a predicted model, not a curated record. Bases 74 to 619 code for a protein of 181 amino acids.
UGAGAGAGAGAGAGAGAGAGAGAGAUCUUUCUGUUCUUCUUGCUUCUGGGUUACGCAGCAGAGACAAGUAGGGAUGGCGAGGGCGGCAAGGGCGGCGGUGUUGGCGGCGGUCCUCGUCCUGGUCAGCCUCAAUGCGGGGUGGGUCGGAGCUCAGGUGCACCACGUGGUCGGCGGCGACCGCGGCUGGGACGCCUCGAACGCCGUCGGUUCCUGGUCCUCCGGCAGGGUCUUUCGGGUGGGAGACAAUCUCUGGUUCGCCUACUCGGCGGCGCAGGAGAGCAUCGUGGAGGUCGCGAGCCGGGAGGAGUACGAGUCGUGCGACGUGAGCAACCCGAUCAGGAUGUACAGCGACGGCCUCGACAGCGUCUCCCUGGAGGAGCAAGGCGUCCGCUACUUCGCCAGCAGCAGGGAGGAAAGCUGCAAGAGCGGCCUCAAGCUCCACGUGGAGGUCCAGCCGCGGCGAGGCCCUGACGUCCCCAAGAUAGCCACCUCCGAGGAGGCCGUGCUCGCCGCCGCGGCCGAUGCGCCCACGACGCCGUCCGCGGCCGACCGCAUGAGCGGGCUCGCCGCGCUCGUGGCCGCUGGGCUGGGGUGGCUCUUCUUCUUAGGGCUAUUUUAGUAGGCUUAGAGGGAUGUUUUGUCCGGCCCAGAAUAAUCUCAUUGUCUGGACUGAAUCAUGCAAGGCCACGCCUAACGAUCCGGACCUUUUCGUGGUUUUUAUGGUUUUUCUUCUUUUUUUUAUAUUUCAAUGGUGUAGUUUUAAGUAGUAUCAUAAGUACCUUAGUAUCCGUAUAGCGUAUAGCAAUACAUGGUAUACAAAGACUCUUUUCGGCUGAGUAGGCGAGGCGGGCAUAGCACAAUUUGCCGGUUUCGAGAGAUUUUAUCUGAUUCAAUCUACAACUUUGUGUGCAAA